Malassezia sympodialis ATCC 42132 is the source of this 912-nucleotide messenger RNA. RefSeq names its product U2-type spliceosomal complex subunit CWC24 (gene CWC24). Gene Ontology annotation, molecular function: metal ion binding. Gene Ontology annotation, cellular component: U2-type spliceosomal complex. Gene Ontology annotation, biological process: snoRNA splicing. The record is from RefSeq and is a predicted model, not a curated record. NCBI's taxonomy places the organism in Eukaryota, Fungi, Basidiomycota, Malasseziomycetes, Malasseziales, Malasseziaceae.
AUGGCGGACGACGACCGCAUCGUGUUCCGCAAGCGGGCGCGGGGCGGCGCGCGCGACGUGCGCCGGCGCGAGCUGGACGCGGGCGCGGACGAGAGCAGCUCGGCGGUCGUUGAUAAAAGGGCGCGGGUGGCGGAGAGCGACCGGCCGGCGGCGACGCGCGCGCCGGACCGCUUUGGCGAGCGCACCGUGCACGCCACCGAGCGCGCGAGUGGGUCGGCGCAGAACGCGAAUGCGAAUCAGGACGACGCGACGCGCGGUGCGCACGAAUGGGACGUCGAGGAUGAGCUGCGGCACUUCCGCGAGGCCGCGCCGGCGGACGGCACGUACCGCGGCCUCGCGAACUACGCGAAGUUCACCGAGACGCGUGACGACGGCUCGUCGGCCAAGUUCAAGGCCAAGGGGCCGAUCAGGGCGCCAGCAAAUGUGCGCACGGUGACCGUGGUCGACUACCAGCCGGACGUGUGCAAGGACUACAAGGAGACGGGGUACUGUGGGUUCGGCGACACAUGCAAGUUCCUGCACGACCGCAGCGACUACCUCGCCGGCUGGCAGAUGAACGCGGUGGGCGAGGCAGCGGACGCGCGCGCGGGCUCGUUUGGCGCAGAUGUCGAGAGCGACGACGACGACGACAUUCCGUUUGCGUGCCUGCUGUGCCGCCAGCCGUUCACGGAUCCGAUCGUGACCAAGUGCGGGCACUACUUCUGCGCGCAGUGCGCGAUUACGCGCUUCGCCAAGACGCCAAAGUGCUUCGCGUGCGGCGCCAAGACGGAGGGCCUCUUCCAGUCGGCGACGCGCGUCCUCGAGCGCAUGCGCCAGCGGCAGGCGAGCCGCGCCGAGGCACGCGCCGAGCACCGGCGCAUGCACGGGAUGGACGACAAGAACGAGCUUCUGGACGGCGUCGUGGUCGAGUAG